Annulohypoxylon truncatum is the source of this 3276-nucleotide messenger RNA. RefSeq lists its product as uncharacterized. Gene Ontology annotation, biological process: transmembrane transport. Gene Ontology annotation, cellular component: membrane. Bases 249 to 2669 code for a protein of 806 amino acids. The record is from RefSeq and is a predicted model, not a curated record. The transcript has a single exon. Gene Ontology annotation, molecular function: ATP binding; ABC-type oligopeptide transporter activity; ATP hydrolysis activity. Lineage: Eukaryota; Fungi; Ascomycota; Sordariomycetes; Xylariales; Hypoxylaceae.
AUAUAAAGUUAUUCACAUAUGAGGCUUAGUGGAAUUAUUCGGUUCGGCGUUGCUCGCGUUUAGUGGAUGACGGCAUUCCUACAUAUUCAUUUUUUUUUCUUUAUUCCACGAGGAGAAAAUCGCCAACUAAAGCUGCACGGCGCAAUCAGGGUGAAGCUCAAGUCAGCUUCGCAUCGAUGGUGCGAUCGUGCGCAAGGGCAAGAUUUUACACCGAUCGAUGAGGAGGCAAGGAGAAUAAAGCGCUCAAGAUGGCUUCGCGGGCGUUGGGUCGCGCUAUGAUGGGAAGCUUCCCACAGCGCAGUGCCGCCAUCGCAAACCGACCUCGCCAGCUCCCUCAACAACUUAUCGUCUUGCCUCGUAACGAGCUAUCCACCAUACCGAGAUCGCUAAAUACCCCGGAAAUCUCCUCUCAAUCUCCCCUCCACAACUCUUCGACCUCCCCUCAUCUCAUCCGAUCGCAAACCCCACCAGGCUUUUCUCCGAGCCCCCUCGGCUUUACUUCUAUUUCACCACCAUUGUCGGCGGCGACCUCGCGAUGGCGAUCCCCAAUUGGUGUAUUAAGGUAUUUGUCUACGAGUCAGGCGUCCCGCCGAGAGAAUCAGAUUGCGACAAAGCCGAGUAUUCAGAAAGAGGAAGUUGGGGCUAUUGCAUCAGAAGCGGCAAAGGCUGUGGAAGACGGCACGCAGACCUACGAGGGCUUCGAGAAGAGCGACAAGGCUACCAAAGCGGCCCAAAUCAACCUACGAGCUCGUCUCUCCCACGAUGGGAAAGAUUACAAGAAGUCAUGGCAAUUCAGCGAGAUCUGGCGCCUCAUCAAGAUCGCAAAGCCGGAGGCUAGGAAUCUCGCCAUUGCCGUCAUCUUGCUUCUCACUUCCUCAUCCCUCUUCAUCUCUCUCCCUCUCGUUGUCGGCAAGGUCAUGAAUCUAGCUACGUCGAAAUCAUUGGAGGAGACGGAAAUCUUCGGCCUAUCGCUUUACCAAUUCUUCGGUGCCUUCGCUCUAGCUCUCACCGUCGGCGCGUGCGCUAACUUCGGCCGUAUCGUACUGCUUCGUAUUAUCGGCGAGAGAGUUGUUACACGCCUGCGUGCGCAGCUUUUUAGAAAGACGUAUAGCCAGGACGCCGAGUUCUUCGACGCGAACAGGGUUGGUGAUCUCAUCUCUCGACUCGGAACCGACACCAUCGUCGUGGGCAAGAGUAUUACGCAGAACGUUUCGGAUGGUUUGCGGUCUCUCGUGAAUAGCGUUUCGGGACUCGCCUUGAUGGCCUGGAUUAGCCCUAGCCUGACUGCCGUCAUAUUGGUUGCCGCCCCUUUUAUCGGCAGCGCUUCUUUCAUCUACUCUCGUAUCAUCCGAAAACUGAGCCGUAAGAUGCAGCAGAACCUAGGAACAUUGACCAAGAUUGCGGAAGAACGGCUGGGAAAUGUCAAGACAAGCCAGGCUUUUGCCGGUGAGGCUCAAGAGGUCCGUCGGUACAACACCCAGGUGAGGAAGGUUUUCGAGCUUGGAAAGAAGCAAUCUAUUUACGACGCGUCUUACUUCUCCGGAACAUCGUGGAUGGGCAAUAUGACGAUAAUCGGCUUGCUCUGGUUCGGCGGAAACCUUGUAAGAGAUGGUAUAAUGACUACUGGUGACCUGACUACAUUCGUCAUGUACGCAUUCUGGGCGGGUGGCGGAUUGUUCGGUGUCGCCAACUUCUACUCGGAACUGAUGAAAGGCGUCGGUGCAGCUACGCGGAUCUUCGAACUUCAAGAUCGUAACACAGGCAUUUCCACGACCAAGGGCAUCAAGGUCACAUCGGCACAGGGUCCUAUCAAGUUUGAAAACGUCUCAUUCGCCUAUCCUACUCGUCCUGCUGUUACAAUCUUCAACGGCCUAAACUUUGAGAUACCCUCGGGAACUAACGUAUGCAUUGUUGGUCCCUCGGGUGGUGGAAAGUCGACGGUAUCAUCCCUACUCUUAAGAUUCUACGAUCCUACCGAAGGUUCCAUCAGCAUCAAUGGCGUGGACAUAGCCAAGAUGAAUGCCAAAUCUUUACGGCGCCGUAUCGGCAUGGUGUCACAGGAGCCGGUGCUAUUCUCGGGUACUGUGGCCGAAAACAUCGCGUACGGGAAGCCAGAUGCUACUAGGUCUGAAAUAGUGACAGCUGCGCAAAAAGCAAACUGUGGGUUCAUCGGCGACUUCCCGCAAGGCCUCGAGACUCAGGUUGGCCCUAGAGGUGCACAACUCUCCGGCGGGCAGAAGCAACGUAUUGCCAUUGCGCGAGCCCUUAUCAAGGAUCCGGAUAUUCUCAUUUUGGAUGAAGCCACCUCAGCCCUCGACGCAGAAUCGGAGACGGCUGUCAAUCUAGCACUAGCGGCAUUGCUCAAGGGUCGCCGACGGACUACCAUCUCUAUUGCUCAUCGACUUUCAACCAUCAAGAGAUCAGACAAGCUUAUUGUACUAUCCAGCAAAGGCACGGUUGCCGAAGUCGGAUCGUACGAGGAGCUUAGCUCGAAUCCCCACAGCGAAUUCACCAGGCUGAUGGAAUGGCAGAUGAGCGGAGGUGAUGUUCCUUCCAAGGCAAAGGAGCUCACGGAAUCCGAGAUCCUUGAAGAGGAGCUCGAAGAAGCGGAUGAGGAAGAGCUUGGUGAGGAAGAAGAGGAAGCUGUGAGACAAAAGUCGGAGAAGUAAUAAUCACACUUUCGACAUAGCACACUCUACAUGAAACAAAAAAGGGGAAGGGCUCGUUUUUAGUUUUCUCUCAUGUGUUCUCGGGAUCUUGCAAAAGGUCGUUGGUCGACCUGGUUUAUAGGUUCUUAGAAAGGACAUAAGUCACGACGGGGAAAACAGGCGAGGUAUUCAGGGCGAUGAAUGGACGUUGUAUAUGUAGAAUAAUUGAGUCCAGAACUCCACUCGAUACCUACGACAUGAUAAAGUUGGACUCGGAGGGAAAGUCCACGGGUCUCUCGGAUAGAAUAGGGGAAGGUUUGGCACGGUGGUGAUAUGUAGAAUCUAACGGCACAACAAAUACAGGUUUUGAAUUGUACUCUAAGUGACGCCUUCGGUAUUAUUCGUUAUUUGGAAUGUUUCCUGAAUUCGUGUAAAUGUUACGCUUAGGUACGAGCCCUGGUGGAUUUACUGGCCUAUGGUUUAGAACUCAUCGGGGGGGCAUGAGCUGGGGCGCUCGACUUGUUUAAUUCGACAUUGAGCAAGAAACGAUGUGAACAACACAGCUGACACCUCAUUUUUAUUGGGUUUUUGAUUUUACAAGUACAUUGAAUUAGUCGGCGGAGCUGUA